Messenger RNA from Choloepus didactylus (southern two-toed sloth), 468 nucleotides. Its product is annotated as keratin-associated protein 13-2-like. The record is from RefSeq and is a predicted model, not a curated record. The transcript has a single exon. Bases 1 to 468 code for a protein of 155 amino acids. NCBI's taxonomy places the organism in Eukaryota, Metazoa, Chordata, Mammalia, Pilosa, Megalonychidae.
AUGUAUUCCGACUGCUGCCCUGGAAACUUCUCCUCCUGCUCUCUUGGGAGCCCCCUGCGGUACCUCGGCAUCUCCCGCAUCUCCUCCUGCCCCAACAACCUGGUCUACAGCACUGACAUCUGCUCUCCCAGAACCUGCCCAUUGGGCUCCUCUCUCUACAGGAGCUGUCAGGAGACCUGCUACAAGCCCAGCAGCUGCCAGACGUCCUGUGUGGUGUCCAAGCCCUGCAAGAAGACUUACACUGGAUCUCUGUGCUUUGGCUCCCGCAGCAGUUGCUCCCUGGGCUAUGGAACUAGAAGCUCCUACCCACUGGGUUGUGGAUCCAGUGGCUUAAGAACCCUGGAUUAUGGAGUCCGUGGCUUCUCUUCUCUGGGCUACAGAUCAGGAUUCUGCUGCCCAACAUAUUUUCCUUCUAGAAGCUGCCAGUCUUUCUGUUAUCGACCAACAUGUGUAUCUAGCUUCUGCUGA